Molecule: messenger RNA, 2293 nt
Organism: Aspergillus saccharolyticus JOP 1030-1
Lineage: Eukaryota; Fungi; Ascomycota; Eurotiomycetes; Eurotiales; Aspergillaceae
Product: U3 small nucleolar RNA-associated protein 25
Exons: 5
Coding region: 54-2228 (724 amino acids)
Biological process (GO): maturation of SSU-rRNA from tricistronic rRNA transcript (SSU-rRNA, 5.8S rRNA, LSU-rRNA)
Cellular component (GO): small-subunit processome; nucleolus
Molecular function (GO): U3 snoRNA binding; rRNA binding
Source: RefSeq, a predicted model, not a curated record
CAGCUUGUUAUCGCCCGUUAAUCGCAUUCUUGUAAAUCUUGACAGUCCCCAGAAUGGCCCCUCCGCGUGGUAGAGCUCCUAGAGGGCGCGGGAAGCGCCCUCGUGGUGGUGGUGUCAGUCGCAGAGAUGCCUUUCAAGCGUCCCGAGUCGACGAGAUUCAGUCGGAUGCUUCGUCGGACAGCGAAAUUGACUCAGUUGAUGAGCCCAUGGAGGACGCAGCAGCCAACGAAGAUCUUCUGAACCAAGAUUCAUCCGAUAGUGAAGAGGAAACCGAACAAAAGGGACAUUCGUAUAAUGAGUUGUUGAAACUAUUGAACACCGACAACGAAAACAAUGGACCAGCUCGCAAGAAGCGGAAGACCGACCAUCGCAAGACUGAGGUUCAAGAGGUGACUCGCGACGAUGCAGAGGAGGAGGACGAAUCUUUGCUGGGGGACGACGAUCUAGAGCAGCAAGAACCGUCGGACGCAGAGGACGAAGACAACCAGCCUGACGCAGAGGCAGAAUUGCAAGCGGACAGUGAUGACGAGGAGGAUGACAAUGAUCCUUUCGAUGCCCACUUCAACACCCUCAAAGAGGAGGACUUAACCAAGAAGGUCAAAGCCAUCGGAGAAAACAAGUGGACGACUACCAAGAAGGAACUCGCGGAGGGACUGAAGGUCGUGCGCUCCAUUCCUGACGCGGGCGGCGACGCAUCCUUGCUGCCUCCGAUGAAGAGCAUUUCGAGUGUUAAGCUUAAGAGAAAGCUCAAGGCUCCUGCGACAGAACAUAUCUCCAGUAUUGACGGUGAUGCUCAACACCUGGCGCCAUACAUUUUUGGCUACCAAGAUGUCCUCUACGGCGCCCGUACAGCUGACAACGCGGCUCACAUGCGGGAUCUCUUGGCCCUUCAUGCGGCUAAUCACGUACUGAAGACCCGCGACCACGUUCUCAAGAACAACGCCCGUGUGGCCAAGGAUCCGGAUUCCGACCUGGAUGUCCGGGAUCAGGGCUUCACCCGGCCGAAGGUGCUGUACUUGCUGCCGACCAAGCAAUCAUGUGUGCGGGCGGUGGAUGCCAUUACGCGAUUCUUCCAACCAGAGCAACAGGAGAACAGGAAACGACUCUUAGAUACCUUCUCGGCGGCCGAUGACAAGAAUUGGGAGAACAAGCCGGACGACUUCCGCGACCUGUUUGGCGGCAACGACGAUGACAUGUUCCGACUUGGCCUCAAAUUUACGCGCAAGACUGUGAAGUAUUUUGCGCAAUUCUACACAUCCGAUAUGAUCCUUGCCAGUCCACUCGGUCUGCGCACGAUCAUGGACCAAGCCGAUGCGAAGAAGCGUGACCACGACUUCUUGUCCUCGAUCGAAGUGGUCAUCAUCGACCACGCGGACGGCCUGCUCAUGCAGAACUGGGAUCACGUAGACUACAUCCUCAAGCACCUCAACCUGCAGCCGCGCGAGGCGCACGGCUGCGACUUCAGCCGCGUGCGGACAUGGUACCUAGACAACCACGCGCGCCAUAUGCGACAGAUGAUCAUGCUGUCUUCCUUCCUGACGCCGGAGAUGAACUCGGCAUUCUCGACGCAGAUGCAGAACGUCUUUGGCCGCGUCAAGGUCAGCCCCGUCUACGCGGGUGCCAUCGGGGAACUGGCGCUGCCCGUGUCGGUGCGCCAGACGUUUUCGCGCUUCGACAGCCUCUCGCCGGCGAAGGACCCGGAUGCGCGGUUCAAGCAUUUCACGACGACCGUGCUGUCCUCGCUGGUGCGCGACCUCGCCUCGGGCCGCGGCAAGAGCGGCGGCGGCACGCUGAUCUUCAUCCCCUCGUACCUGGACUUUGUGCGCGUGCGCAACUACUUCGCCACCUCGACCCAGACGACCCACGUCUCAUUCGGCGCCAUCAGCGAGUACACGGGCGUGCGCGAGGGCACGCGCGCCCGCACCCACUUCGUGCAGGGCCGCCACUCCGUGCUCCUGUACACCGAGCGUAUUCACCACUUCCGCCGCUACCAGCUCCGCGGCGUCAAGCGCAUCAUCAUGUACGGCGUUCCCGAGAACCCCAUCUUCUACUCGGAGAUCGUGGGCUUCUUGGGCCUGGAUCCGGCCCAGGUGGCCGAGGCGGCCGAGGGUGGCGUGCGCGCGCUGUUCUCCAAGUGGGAUGCCUUGAAGCUGGAGCGCAUUGUCGGGACGAAGCGUGUUGGAAACAUGUUGCGCGAGAAGGGCGGGGACACUUUCACCUUCAUGUAGAGAUAAUCAUUAUUUAGUUGCAGCUGUAAGAUUUAGUUAGAGAAAAACUUACUACGAUAUCUAGG